Messenger RNA from Botrytis cinerea B05.10, 711 nucleotides. RefSeq lists its product as hypothetical. The record is from RefSeq and is a predicted model, not a curated record. The transcript has a single exon. NCBI's taxonomy places the organism in Eukaryota, Fungi, Ascomycota, Leotiomycetes, Helotiales, Sclerotiniaceae. Bases 46 to 525 code for a protein of 159 amino acids.
GAUCCAUCCACACAUCCACAGCACCACAACAAUUCAAGUAGCACUAUGACACGCAGUGAUGAUAUCAAGCUUCUUAUCGCGGUCUUCAAACAAUGGCAGUCUGCUCGAAUAGACACAAAUGAGAUAGGAAAAUAUCUGGGUAUCAGUUCUGGAGCUGCAGGUAUGCGGUUGUUUCGACUCAAAGCGAGGCUUAAUACCGGAGAGGGGCCAACAAACGCCGACAUAGCACUUCUUAUCGCCAUAACCAAUCAAGAGAGACGUUUACCUAGACUCGACAAUAGGCUGAUUAGUGCGGAUCUUGAAAUUAAUCCGGGAGCUGCAGCAAUGCGUUGGUGGAGGUACAAGAUGCGUCUGGAGGAGCACAUUAAGAUAGUCAAAGAGCAAGAGAAGGCGACACAUAUUUCACCAAACGACCUAGCCGAAACUCCAACUGCUUUGGCGAAAGAAAAAAGUAACAUGGAGUCGGGGGUGUUUGGAUGGCCGUACAAUGCAAAAGGCUGGCCGGAUGAGGCUUGGGAGGCGUGAGAUCUCUUCAAGGGGUUUCAGUCAUAUAGAGCUUGGUUUUGGUAUGCGCAGGUAGGGGUCUUUCACACAGGCAGUCUUACGCAUGGAUAAAGAAUCAACUAGAGCUCUGAUUUACGUUUGAUGACUAUAUAAUGGGACAGUGAAAUUGCUUGCAUUUUUGUAAUACAAUAUUCACACCUCUACGCA